GACUCACGUCGAUCAUCGCGCCAACCAACGACCGCCAUAAUACACCUGCGAACAUCCUGCGAAUCCACCCGCCGAUGAAUCGCAUGCCACAUCCUCAGCGAUGAAGUUCGGGCACGAAUACUCGACCGCGCUCGCGAACGAGGGUUUUCCUCAAGAGUGGGUGGACAAGGCGAUAUCGUACAAACAUCUCAAAAAAUGCAUCAAGAAAGUUCAGCGGGAACUGGAGGGGCUAGGCUUGGAUGAGGCAACACUGCAAGCCGUGAGCGGUAUAAUUUCUCAACCACUCGGACCCGAGGGGAACAGAAAACAAGAGAAGGAGCUGUUCUUUUCCGCGGUAAAACCACACUUGACAUCGAUACCCGAGGAGUUCAGUCCGCAACUGCGUAUUUUGGUUGACAGCACGGGAACGCCACUGGAUGCGAGACUUGCGCCUGAGACCAGGGAAUCCCUGCGUAAGCUCGCACGACACGAGCUCGUGGUCGUCAACGGUCGCAAGGAUCAUUACGGCGAUCGCAGACAUUCGAACACGCAGGAAGAGCCAGGGCUGCUGCAGGAAGAGGAUAUCAGUUUCUCGUCACCGGAUGCACGAUGGGUGCAAGUGCCUCUGAACUCCGCCAACGACUUCUUCGAGACACUAGAGCCGAAAUUACAAGAUUUGGAGAAACUUCGAGACGAGGAGACUCACAAUCUCGAAGAGGCAAUUCUCGACCUUGGAUCGGCAGUUGAGGAUGUUGUCCAGCCAGUGCGGGAAGGCUUCGAAACAAGGCGUGAAAUGUCAUAUCGGGAUCUUUACUUUUGGCGGGAGAUGUUCCGACUCUACCUGGAGACGCCCAUCUUCUACAAUGAGACCGAGCGACGGCGAGGCGCCUUGACCUUUACCGAAGCUAAGUCGAAUCUUGAGAAGUUCGACUUGCAACUUCGCUCCACGGGCUUACUGGCGAAGAUGAAGACUCCGCAAGCACAACGCGCCGCCAAACAGUUUCUCGACCUGAACGUACAAAUCCUCUCCAUUAUGCACUUUCAAGAAAUGAACGCCCGCGCAAUGGCAAAGAUCCUCAAAAAGUUCGCGAAACAAACCCAUCUCCAAGGGAAAGACUUCACCAAGGGCCUCAAGGUCAGAUAUCCUCUCAUGCUAAGCGCAUCCAAAUCCGGCGCAGGAAGUUUCGCCGAUUCCAUUGCGCGCGACUUGCACAGCGAGAUUGGCAGCAAAGUGCUCUCCAUCGUGCCGCAACUCGACGACUGGAUCUGUCCCGUGUGCUACGGCAUGGCAUGGCGACCUGUCAACUUAGGUUGUUGCCGGUCAGUCUUCUGUAUCCGCUGUAUCAUUCACCUGCAAGACGAAGGCAUGAAGAAGUGCCCAAUGUGCAAUAGCGAGACGGUCCUGAGCGCGGAUGGCCGGAAUAUCGACUUUGAAACAAUGCAGUUCCUCACAAAAUACUUUCCAAUGGAGGUGAAGAAACGGCAGAAAGAAAACGAGAGAGCGAGUUUAGUGCGGGAGCAUGGAGAGGAAUUCGUAAAGGGACCGGCUUGCUCUGUCAUGUGAGAUUGGGAUGAAUUGUAACGACAGCAGGAGACUCCUCCACGAGGACGAGAUGGCGCAUUUAGGCAAGAAUACUGGACUGGACGGCACUUUGGUUUUUGACUAAUUGAUGGAUGAGAUACCCGCGACCUUCGCAGCAUGCCGUGUAUAGAAGCAUUUUCUUUGACAACCACAGACUUCUCAACAGGCU
Zymoseptoria tritici IPO323 is the source of this 1730-nucleotide messenger RNA. RefSeq lists its product as uncharacterized. The transcript has a single exon. The record is from RefSeq and is a predicted model, not a curated record. Bases 101 to 1543 code for a protein of 480 amino acids. Lineage: Eukaryota; Fungi; Ascomycota; Dothideomycetes; Mycosphaerellales; Mycosphaerellaceae.